AUGUCUCGUAUGCAAAUUUCGGUCUGCACCACUCUCUCUCGGGACAUGAGUUUUUUCGGCUUACCAAGCAGCCCAAAUCAGCAAACGACUGGUCCAGCUAACAAGAGGAAUGUUAAUCCAUUAUCUGGGAGUCAGGGUCCUGAGCUUGAAAAGGUCACCAGCCUCAGCGAUGUCGUGAAACUACCUCUUGGUGAGGACGUUAACGAAUGGUUGGCCAUUAACACUGUAGAUUUCUGCAGUCAUAUCACCGCUUUGUACAAUACUGUCGGAGAGUUCUGCACACCAAUCACUUGCCCAAACAUGGAUGCUGGAUCCACAGAUGAGGAUACACUGGCUGAUGCAUUUACUACAUUUCUGCCAAGAACUGUUUCAGCUCCUGAAUACGUUGAGCAUCUCACGGAUUGGAUUGAUACUCAGAUGGGUGACGAAACUAUCUUUCCGCGAAAACCAGAAGCACCAUUCCCACCAGACUUCAAGGAUUUUGUGAAGCGGAUUUUGAAGAGGUUGUAUCGUGUUUUUGCACACAUCUAUCGUUCUCACUAUCAGAAGAUUGUGUGUCUCGAGAUGGAACCUCAUCUCAACACAUGCUUCGAACAUUUUGUUCUCUUUGUAACUGAGUUCCAGCUGGUUGAUAAGAUAGAGUUGGAUGCUCUCAAAGAGCUCGUGGAGAAGAUUCUGGCUCCAUAG
This is a messenger RNA of Microthlaspi erraticum, 687 nucleotides long. Lineage: Eukaryota; Viridiplantae; Streptophyta; Magnoliopsida; Brassicales; Brassicaceae. The record is from the annotation of a GenBank genome assembly.